Orbicella faveolata is the source of this 2691-nucleotide messenger RNA. Its product is annotated as melanocyte-stimulating hormone receptor-like. Lineage: Eukaryota; Metazoa; Cnidaria; Anthozoa; Scleractinia; Merulinidae. Gene Ontology annotation, biological process: G protein-coupled receptor signaling pathway. Gene Ontology annotation, molecular function: G protein-coupled receptor activity. Gene Ontology annotation, cellular component: membrane. The record is from RefSeq and is a predicted model, not a curated record.
GCUUAUACCCCUUAUACCCAUUGUAAAAAAUAUAACACACCCAAAAAAAGGAUUCUGUUUUCAAAUUAGUAAAGGUAAUCACAUGAAUGCGAGUGCAGUUAAGGAUUUAAACGAUGAAUGGUACUUGAAAUUCUCUCAAAAUUGCAAUUUGAAAAAAAAAAANAGAUAGAUAGAUAGAUAGAUAGAUAGAUAGAUAGAUAGAUAGAUAGAUCACAAGUACUGCAUAUCCUUAAUUGCUCGGGCAUUUAUACGAUUACUCAUUAAUUUUAUAAUUAAAAAUUGACGAUAACUUUGCAAGCUCUCAGCCAAUCAGAAUGAUGAAUUUUGUCAGUUCUAUAUACAUUCUGGUAUUUGCUCCAUUUACAACGUCAAUGGGAACUUCUUUCUAUAAAAUUUUAAUUGCUCAUAUUACUCAUAAAUUUAUACUGUUUGUUUCUAGCCCCAACUAUAGGAAACAGAACUUUGAAACACGUUCGCUCCAGAAGAUGCUUACAGGGCUCAACAUUAAUGUCAUUUUUGUUUUUGUUUUUAGCAACAAUUCGCAUAGAAAGCGUCCGUGAUAAAUGGCUCUAAUAAAACUGGGUUUCUAGUCAGAAAAUGAAGACAUUUUCCGUGUUUCUUGUUCCAGCAACACUCAUCAGCCUCGCUUUGGAGAACUAGGAAAAGCUGUGGUGAUACUCGAAUAACGCAGACGUGCUAGAAAGCUCUCGCUGGUGUAGAAUUUCUUCUUCCCCACUCGCUUCAAAGUACCACAAAAAAGAUCUUUCGUUUUAAUUAUUACUGAAAGCCCUCAGUUAAAGUUGCGAAUAUAUUUUCCAGCACAAUUCUUAAAAAAUUCAAUGACCAUCCGCAAAGUCAUUUCACCGAAUAACCGCGAGCAACGGUAGCUACUAAACGCUAUUUGCACUGGUCAUCGUUUAUUCCGGCAGUUUAGUUCAAGACUACACUGUCCCGAGACCUCACUGGGCUUUCGAAACCUCAAGCGUAGAAAAGGUCGGGACAAUUGACCUUUUCCUGUUUGAUUGCUUAGUUGUUAACGAUUGUCGAUUUUAUGUGCAUGUCUGCCCGAGCAGCUGUUAAAAGCGAUAUUUUUAUUUAUUAUUUAGUUAUUUUCACUUCCGAAGCUUUUACUUACAUGGGCAGCAAAAUACAUAGUACAAUAUCUACCAGCAGAUCGGGAAGCAUGUAUUUCACUCUCUCAGUCAUAAGCUGCAAAUUUGCCGAAAAAUAUACAAUAUUGAUCGAAGGAUUUUGAAAAAAAAAACUUAUCGUAUUUAAUUUCAAACUCGACCAAAAAAAUAAAUAAAAAGGAAAGUUAACGUCGUUAUUAGUCCCCUGUAUAUUUUAAUUUUGAGAGCACAGUAUUAAAUAUGUAAUUAAACGACACUAGCUCGCGCGAAACUCAGACAUGCAGACGACAGUUAACAGAUCUGAAAUGAAUAGUUUAAGGACUAUCGUACCUUUUCAAGCACACUAAAAACCUCAUCAACGCAUAUUUACGUGCCAAACAAAUACAAGAGACACUCACGAUGAUGUUUUAAACGUACUUUGCAUGAAGAGCAAGGAAAUUGUCAAUCCCCAGCAGGCAGGGGUUUGUUAAAACCUAUCCAAAUUUAUUCAAAGGCGAGAAUACAAAUCAACGUUGUGUAAAAUGGAUUCACGGUUUGUUAUAACGUAAUUAUGGCGAACUCAACAGCUUUUUGGAGCGUCGCCUCGCAAAACUACACAGCGACCAGAUAUUCCAUCUGCCAAACUCUGCAACCGUUCUUGGAUAUGGAAGCCAGGGAAAAUUUACCAAAAUUCUACGUAAUAUCGUCAAUAUGGGCUUGCGUUUUUGGCUCCAUCGUGUGCUUAAUAACAUUGCUUUUCAAUACGGUGGUGAUCAUCGCAAUUUGGAGGACACCGGCUCUUCACAAACCGAGAAAUGUUUUACUUUGCUCGUUGGCAGUUUCUGACUUUUUCGUUGGGCUGACAUCGGAACCUUCGUUCCUGGUAGCAGAAAUUUCACUUCUUCUUGGAAAUAUGGACAUUUACUGCUUGGCAGUGUUCAUUCAUUUCUACACGGCCUGGAUGUUUAAUGGGAUUUCAUUCCUGACGCUUUCAGCCAUUAGUUUUGAGCGAUAUCUCGCUCUUCGUUUGCACCUUCGAUAUGCCGAGUUGAUAACCACCACCCGCGUUUUGAUCACGGCGCUUAUUUACUGGGCCAUAUGGGUGACAUGGAUAACACUACUGUGGUUUUGGGCAAAAGACAAAGUUGUCUCGCUCAUACUUAUUGCUUUUUGCUGUCUUAUAUCAACAGCCGUCGCCUGGUGCUAUGUUGCCAUUUACAAAACUGUUAAAAGGCACAGCAAACAAAUUCAGAGCUCGCAGCAACAAACUCAUCAAUUUCUGAGCCGAUAUCGACGCACGACUAAUACAAUGAUCAUUCUCAUUAGCGCAUUUGUUCUAAGUUACUUCCCCUUCAUCAUCACCUCAGCAAUAAGCGCUUCGCAAGAGAAGGAAGACAUGAGAACAUCGGCAGCUCAUUCCCUGGCAGUUCUGUUCGUUUUUGGAAACUCUGCAGCCAAUCCUUUGAUUUACUUUUGGCGCGUGACUGACUUUCGAGAAGCCGCCAAGCAAACCGUCAGGAAUCUCUUCCAUCUGAAGAUAGCUGUAGAGACCGAGGUCACGGUAGAGCUAGAAAUAAAAUAA